Molecule: messenger RNA, 2442 nt
Organism: Physeter macrocephalus (sperm whale)
Lineage: Eukaryota; Metazoa; Chordata; Mammalia; Artiodactyla; Physeteridae
Gene: ACHE
Product: acetylcholinesterase (Yt blood group)
Exons: 4
Coding region: 17-1864 (615 amino acids)
Biological process (GO): acetylcholine catabolic process; choline metabolic process
Cellular component (GO): plasma membrane
Molecular function (GO): acetylcholinesterase activity
Source: RefSeq, a predicted model, not a curated record
GCCUGCCCUGGCAGCCAUGAGGCCCCCGUGGUGUCCCCAGUACACGCCCUCCCUGGCUUCCCCGCUCCUUCUCCUCCUCUUCCUCCUGGGAGGAGGGGCAGAGGCUGAGGGCCCAGAGGACCCAGAGCUGCUGGUGACGGUGCGUGGGGGCCGGCUACGGGGCCUCCGCCUAAUGGCCCCUGGGGGCCCUGUCUCUGCUUUUCUGGGCAUCCCCUUCGCAGAGCCACCUGUGGGCCCCCGUCGCUUUCUGCCACCAGAGCCCAAGCGGCCCUGGCCAGGGGUGCUGAAUGCCACAGCCUUCCAAAGAGUCUGCUACCAAUAUGUGGACACCUUGUACCCCGGCUUUGAGGGCACCGAGAUGUGGAACCCCAACCGUGAGCUGAGUGAGGACUGCCUCUACCUCAAUGUGUGGACAACGUACCCCCGGCCCGCGUCCCCCACCCCUGUCCUCGUCUGGAUCUACGGGGGUGGCUUCUACAGCGGGGCCUCCUCCCUGGACGUGUAUGAUGGUCGCUUCCUGGCCCAGGCCGAGGGGACUGUGCUGGUGUCCAUGAACUACCGGGUGGGAGCCUUCGGCUUCUUGGCCCUGCCGGGGAGCCGGGAGGCCCCAGGCAAUGUGGGUCUACUGGAUCAGAGGCUGGCACUGCAGUGGGUGCAGGAGAACAUAGCAGCCUUCGGGGGGGAUCCGACGUCAGUGACUCUGUUUGGGGAAAGCGCAGGUGCCGCCUCCGUGGGCAUGCACCUGCUGUCCCCACCCAGCCGGGGCCUGUUCCACAGGGCCGUGCUGCAGAGCGGGGCACCCAAUGGGCCCUGGGCCACAGUGGGUGUGGGAGAGGCCCGCCGCAGGGCCACGCUGCUGGCCCGCCUCGUGGGCUGUCCGCCUGGUGGGGCUGGUGGCAAUGACACAGACCUGGUGGCCUGCCUGCGGACGCGGCCGUCUCAGGAUCUGGUGGACCACGAGUGGCAUGUGCUGCCUCAGGAAAGCGUCUUCCGCUUCUCCUUCGUGCCUGUGGUGGAUGGAGACUUCCUCAGUGACACGCCCGAAGCCCUCAUCAAUGCUGGAGACUUCCAUGGCCUGCAGGUGCUGGUGGGUGUGGUGAAGGAUGAGGGCUCCUAUUUUCUGGUUUACGGGGCCCCAGGCUUCAGCAAAGACAACGAGUCUCUCAUCAGCCGGGCCCAGUUCCUGGCCGGGGUGCGGGUCGGGGUCCCCCAGGCAAGUGACCUGGCUGCCGAGGCUGUGGUCCUGCAUUACACAGACUGGCUGCACCCUGAGGACCCGGCGCGCCUGAGGGAGGCCAUGAGUGAUGUGGUGGGCGACCACAACGUCGUGUGCCCCGUAGCCCAGCUGGCUGGGCGACUGGCCGCCCAAGGCGCUCGCGUCUAUGCCUACAUCUUUGAACACCGUGCAUCCACGCUCUCCUGGCCCCUCUGGAUGGGGGUGCCCCACGGCUACGAGAUCGAGUUUAUCUUCGGGCUCCCCCUGGAACCCUCGCUAAACUACACUGUCGAGGAGAGAACAUUUGCCCAACGACUGAUGAGAUACUGGGCCAACUUCGCCCGCACAGGGGACCCCAAUGACCCCCGGGACCCCAAAGCCCCGCAGUGGCCACCAUACACGGCGGGAGCGCAGCAGUACGUGAGCCUGAACCUGCGGCCGCUAGAGGUGCGGCGGGGGCUGCGCGCCCAGGCCUGCGCCUUCUGGAACCGCUUCCUACCCAAAUUGCUCAGCGCCACCGCCUCGGAGGCCCCCUGCACCUGCUCAGGCCCCGCCCACGGGGAGGCUGCCCCGAGGCCCAGGCCCGGCCUCCCCCUGUCCCUCCUCCUCCUCCUCUUCCUCCUCCUCUCCCGGCUCCUGCGGCUGUGACCACGGCCUCUUCCCCCUCCGGCCUCAGGGGGCCCCUCCUCUAAUGAGUGGUCGGACUGUGGGGAAGGGCUCCACUCAGGGAUCUCCGACCCAGCGCCCCCUCCCUCCUCAAACCGAGACACUCAAACUGGACAGGGCUGGGAACAGGGGGGUGGGAGGACACCUACGACCCAUCUCAGGGAUCCACACGCCUUUAUUGUUUAAAUGGAAAUCAAAAAGCCAAUUUUCCUUUUUUAUACAAUUAUUAGUUGGAGCCUGAGCUUGGUGUUGGGGUGGGAGGGAGGCCCUAGGGCUAGAUAGCAACCCCAGUGGGGCUAUAACCGCCAACCAUUUCUGUCUCUUCUCUUUUCCCCACCAACCCACGGACCCUCCUCCUCUGAUCCCUUCUGUGCCCCCGUCUUCCGGUCAUUUUCUCCCCCUCCCUCCUCCUUCCCGCCAUCCUUCUCUGGCCCCGCCUCUACCCUCGUCCUUCCCCUGGUCUUCCGUCUGUCGUCUGUUCUCCUGAUCCUCUUUCCACCACCCCACGUGGUCUCCUACAUUCUCCGUGUGUCCUCCCUGAACCCACGCCCCCCUCCAUG